UCUAGAAUUGGACUCAAAACCUGAAUAACAUGGAAAUUCGGAAAUGUUGGCACCGACCCGCCUAUCCUUCGGGGGAACACUAUCACAAUUUUCAACCCCACGAGCCUCGAGAUCAUGCCGAAUCAACCGAUAAAUGAUGAUUUUGGUCAGUCGCAAAGUUCUUGGGUAUCCGCAUAACAGCAUGCUAACCGAUGAACUCCACCAUUCGCCAUCCUACUCAACGACAGGCAUUCUCCAGACCACGCCACCAUCUCGCAGACAGAUCUUUUCAAAUCAAGGCACAACAAGAACGAAAGUUUGCCGAGGCAGAUUGCUCGCUUCUGGACUGUCUCUAAUCGAACGUAGGAGAAUCUGCUCCGAGGAGAUUUUUAUAACGGCCUUCUUUCAAAUGGCAUCGGAUUCCCGAAUCACCUCGUUAAGUCUGUAACUUCAUUCACUACCGAUGCGCCGGUGAAGCUCUUAUAUGAUAGAUCCACGUGGACUGCCUAAGGAUAUCGACUAAUGGUGCUCUUUUGCUUCUCACAUUCAAUCUCAUGUGCGACAUAUCGGGCAUGUCUCUAUCCGUAGCCUGAAUUAUUCACUGGCC
This is a messenger RNA of Colletotrichum acutatum, 586 nucleotides long. RefSeq lists its product as uncharacterized. NCBI's taxonomy places the organism in Eukaryota, Fungi, Ascomycota, Sordariomycetes, Glomerellales, Glomerellaceae. The coding region runs from base 134 to 427 and encodes 97 amino acids. The transcript is spliced from 2 exons. The record is from RefSeq and is a predicted model, not a curated record.